AUGACUACCCGAGACGCUGCUACAAUUGCUCCUUCCCGACGACGACCCUCCGUCUCGUUCAGAACCCGACCCCGGACGGCCACGACUUCCGGUGCCCUGCCACCGGGCUUGGAACAUCAGGAAUGGGACGGGCUGGCUUUUGCGGAGGAGUGCCAUGAACAGGAGGAGGACCAGGUGCCGGAUGAUACAAGUCAAUCUGCAGAGGCAGUUCCACGUCGGCGGCCCUCGAGAAGCUUUUCCAAUCUGCGCCAUCCCGUGGAUGGAUUGCGCGCCCUGGGCCGCCGCCUGUCUGUCACCAUCCGCAACAAGUCGUCCAAACAAACACUACAAUCGCAACUUGACGACACGCAUAUCGACAACGGCGGUCGGUCGUAUCAUUUCUCGAGUGGUAGCUGGGAUGCGCGGUCGAGGAAUCCGUCUUUCAAAUACAGCAUCAAUCGUCGACCAUCGCUCAACAGUGUCUCUGCUUUGCAUAGUUUCUACGCCCCGACCGCAUCUGUCCCUGCCCCAAUUCCCGGUCAUGGACUCGAACCACCGAUUCUACCCAAUGACAUGGGCGCAGGUUCGGCCGCCCGCGCGGCGGCGGCUGCUCAGAAUGAAAUGGCAAGAGUGGAGCGCGAUGCUGUCAAAUCGCGGGAUGCAAAAAUCACACUGGACUCGGAGAGUGGCAUUGGAAUCGAUUUGCGCGAUCGCACAGAUGGUUCCGAGACGGAAUUGGCGGUCGUACGUCUCGACCCCGUGCGACAUCUGCCCUCGGAGAUCACGUCGCAAGUCCUGUCGUAUCUUGACCCGAAGUCGCUCAUGCAGGCGGAAUUAGUUUCCCAUGCUUGGAAUGAACAGGCCGUCUCACGACACGUUUGGAGACAUGUUUUCCGUCGCGCUUACAGACACCGUCGACCCAGUGCCACUUCGUCUAAGAAGAAACAAUCGGCUGGUCUUGGAAAGACCUUGCCAAACCAGGAUUGGAAGAGAAUGUUCCUUGUCCGGCGUGCAUUAGAACAUCGAUGGAAGGAGGGCAAGGCAGCUGCGAUUUAUUUACAUGGGCACAAGGACAGCGUCUAUUGUGCGCAAUUUGACGAGAACAAAAUUAUCACUGGUUCCCGCGACCGUACUAUUCGCGUGUGGGAUGCUCACUAUCCUUGGCCGUGUUUGAAAAUUAUAGGCCCUCCGCCAGGGGACGUUCCUGGUAUUGGCCCCGUGAACAACCCUAUCCAACAGUCAGCGGGCAAGUCUCCGUUUCUCACUAUAUGUCCACCGUCAACCGCCUCUGCUGGAAUCGUAACCCCCAUGGAGCAACCGUCGGAUUACCAUAGCGCUUCCAUCCUGUGUCUUCAGUUCGACAAUGAGAUCAUGGUAACUGGGUCGUCCGAUUAUUCAUGCAUUGUAUGGGACAUAAAGAAUGAUUAUAAGCCGAUCCGUCGCCUAGAGGGCCAUCGGGCUGGCGUGUUGGAUGUCUGCUUUGACGACCGUUAUAUCGUUUCUUGUUCCAAGGAUACCACGAUCUGCGUCUGGGAUCGACACACCGGAGCACUUGUGAAGAAACUACUGGGCCACCGUGGACCGGUGAAUGCGGUCCAAUUACGCGGAGACCUUGUCGUAUCUGCCAGCGGUGACGGGGUUGCCAAAUUAUGGAACAUUACCUCUGGUCUUUGCGUAAAAGAGUUCCCAAGCAAGGAUCGAGGCCUGGCAUGCGUUGAAUUCAGCGAUGAUGCUCGAACUAUCCUCACUGGUGGGAAUGACCAGGUGAUCUACCAAUUCGACGCCAACUCUGGUGAGAUGGUCAACGAGCUCAAGGGCCAUGUUGGCUUGGUCCGCUCUUUGCAUCUGGACAGUCUGAACCAGCGUAUCGUGAGUGGAAGCUACGACAUGAGCGUCAAGGUUUUUGAUGUCCAGUCCGGUGAGUUGUCGAUUGACUUGCCAGGCUGGACGACUAGCUGGAUGCUCAGCGUGAAAUCAGAUUAUCGUCGUGUUGUUGCCACCAGUCAGGAUUCCCGGGCCGUUAUCAUGGACUUUGGGUAUGGAUUGGAUGGUAUUGACUUGCUCGAGGGGUGA
Messenger RNA from Aspergillus ruber CBS 135680, 2052 nucleotides. Its product is annotated as F-box/WD repeat-containing protein. The transcript is spliced from 2 exons. Gene Ontology annotation, molecular function: protein binding. The record is from RefSeq and is a predicted model, not a curated record. Lineage: Eukaryota; Fungi; Ascomycota; Eurotiomycetes; Eurotiales; Aspergillaceae. The coding region runs from base 1 to 2052 and encodes 683 amino acids.